Saprolegnia diclina VS20 is the source of this 1246-nucleotide messenger RNA. RefSeq lists its product as hypothetical. NCBI's taxonomy places the organism in Eukaryota, Oomycota, Saprolegniomycetes, Saprolegniales, Saprolegniaceae. Gene Ontology annotation, molecular function: manganese ion transmembrane transporter activity; cadmium ion transmembrane transporter activity. Gene Ontology annotation, biological process: metal ion transport. Gene Ontology annotation, cellular component: membrane. The transcript is spliced from 3 exons. Bases 198 to 779 code for a protein of 193 amino acids. The record is from RefSeq and is a predicted model, not a curated record.
GUGUUCUGGGUUUUCGACCCUUCGACCUGCAUUGCGCAACCCACGACCCUUCGACGCACCUCUUCGCGCGAUCCUUCUACAAAACUAGUGUUCUAUCGAUGUCUAAGGUGCAUUCUACGCUACCAAUACACCACUCUUGCAUUAGCCAAGCUUGAGUCACCACACCAAUCCCCAGUAAUACGAAUGGCGAAAUACUCAUGAUUGGCGAGAUGCUCAAUGUGCUGCAGUCGAUCCAACUGCUGUUUGCGCUGCUGCCCAUCUUACAUUUCACGAGCCACGUGGGUCUUCUGGGCGCCUUUGUCAACUCGACGACGACCAAAGCCGCGGGCUGGGCGGUUGCGCUCCUCGUCUGUCUCGUCAACCUCUACCUCGUCAUGCAAAAGGUUGAUGUGACCGCGAUGGGCCCAGCGUCUCUUCUCGCGUUCGUCUCGGCGGGUACGAGUUACGCGGCGUUUCUUGCUUACCUUAACGUCGGCGGCCAAAAGCUCUGCAACGUGCUGGAGUUCAUCGUCCGGCAGUACGUCAUGCCGUCCGUCGUCGGGAUGCGCGUACGAGGUACAGUCGUCGGGCGCGAGCUUGGACAAAUGAUCGGUGGCUUGGUUGAACUCGCGAGGGUGGUGUUCCCAUGUGCACGUAAAACAUGCCGCGAGCUCUCGCGCCUGGACAUGCAACUUCUGCAAGCGAGCCUCUUGGACCCGGAAGAUGCCCUUCACCAGCUGCAUCAGCAGCAUGCUGUCUCCGCGUACCGUGAGAUGCGUCACUGCCAGUCGCUGUGCUAACUGUAGCGCCGUGAUCAAACCGUCAUACUCAGCCUCGUUGUUCGUUGUCGCGGUAUCAAGGUAGUUGGCCUGGUACACCACGCUUUGGGACGGUUCAGUCAAAAAGACGAGCGAGCCGCUACCGCCGCAAUGCGGGUCUUUCCGAGCAGCGCCAUCGAAGUACGCGACCCCCGCACGCGAGGUCGUGUGGCACACCGGGUCGAGAACCGCGUGCUCGCCGUGUUGCUGCACGAGCGACUCGAAGACACGAGCUCGGAGCGCGUGAUGACGUCGAGUGUGGUACUGGCGUUGCGCCUCGCAGUAGUCCAAAGUGACCUACCGGACGUUCGCGAGGUCCGGCAGCGCAUCGUCGGGAGCGUGCAUCUUGCGACAGCGUUGAUUCCAGAGCGUUCGGAGCGUGAGGUAGCGUAGCAUCUGCCAGGCUUGCUGCCCGAAUAUAUUGGCGGAGCAGCCUCGAUUAUCGCCGA